AUGAAACAGCUGUUAGGAGAGGAUGGAGAGCAAGAUGGAAGAAAGAUAAUACGCACGGAUGCGCAGUCAAAAGGAAUGAAAGGGGUUGCAGGUAGGGACCGAGGGGACGAUGCAAGGGAUCUGCUGGAACUUUUCAUAAUUGAUGAAAGAGAACGAGACAGACUCUCUCUGACAAAGGUGCGGGUGCGUUUCUUUCGCAACCAUCACUUGCAAAGAUCAGUGGAGCAAGAGAAACGAGACAAGGGCGACGCAAUUAACUUUUCACCGCGGCAUUGCACAGAGGACGAUGCCACUGAAGACAGUAUUCCGCCGUCUUUCCAAGUGAUCACUUUCGAAGGUGAAUUUAAUGUUCGUGUUAUGCUCAAGGGAAAGUUUCCCCUCUUCCUCUCCCAACCUUCCUCAUUCCAUCCCCCAUCUUCCUCAUUCCCUCUCCAUCUUCCUCUUCCACUCUCCAUCUUCCUCAUUCACUCCCCCAUCUUCCUCUUCCACGCCCCAUCUUCCUCAUUCACUGUCCAUCUUCCUCAUUCACUCCCUAUCUUCCUCAUUCACUGUCCAUCUUCCUCAUUCACUGUCCAUCUUCUCAUUCACUCCCUAUCUUCCUCAUUCACUCCCUAUCUUCCUCAUUCACUGUCCAUCUUCCUCAUUCACACUCCCUAUCUUCCUCAUUCACUGUCCAUCUUCCAUUCAUUCUCCCUAUCUUCCUCAUUCACUGUCCAUCUUCCUCAUUCACUGUCCAUCUUCCUCAUUCACUCCCUAUCUUCCUCAUUCACUCCCUAUCUUCCUCAUUCACUGUCCAUCUUCCUCAUUCACUCCCUAUCUUCCUCAUUCACUGUCCAUCUUCCUCAUUCACUCCCUAUCUUCCUCAUUCACUGUCCAUCUUCCUCAUUCACUGUCCAUCUUCCUCAUUCACUCCCUAUCUUCCUCAUUCACUCCCUAUCUUCCUCAUUCACUGUCCAUCUUUCCUCAUUCACUCCCUAUCUUCCUCAUUCACUCCCUAUCUUCCUCAUUCACUCCCUAUCUUCCUCAUUCACUGUCCAUCUUCCUCAUUCACCUCCCUAUCUUCCUCAUUCACUCUCCAUCUUCCUCAUUCACUCCCUAUCUUCCUCAUUCACUCCCUAUCUCCUUCAUUCACUCUCCAUCUUCCUCAUUCACUCCCUAUCUUACUCAUUCACUGUCCAUCUUCCUCAUUCACUCCCUAUCUUCCUCAUUCACUCUCCAUCUUCCUCAUUCACUCCCUAUCUUCCUCAUUCACUCUCCAUCUUCCUCAUUCACUCCCUAUCUUCCUCAUUCACUCUCCAUCUUCCUCAUUCACUCCCUAUCUUCCUCAUUCACUGUCCAUCUUCCUCAUUCACUCCCUAUCUUCCUCAUUCACUGUCCAUCUUCCUCAUUCACUCCCUAUCUUCCUCAUUCACUGUCCAUCUUCCUCAUUCACUCCCUAUCUUCCUCAUUCACUCUCCAUCUUCCUCAUUCACUCCCUAUCUUCCUCAUUCACUCCCUAUCUUCCUCAUUCACUGUCCAUCUUCCUCAUUCACUCCCUAUCUUCCUCAUUCACUGUCCAUCUUCCUCAUUCACUCCCUAUCUUCCUCAUUCACUGUCCAUCUUCCUCAUUCACUGUCCAUCUUCCUCAUUCACUCCCUAUCUUCCUCAUUCACUGUCCAUCUUCCUCAUUCACUCCCUAUCUCCUCAUUCACUGUCCAUCUUCCUCAUUCACUGUCCAUCUUCCUCAUUCACUCCCUAUCUUCCUCAUUCACUGUCCAUCUUCCUCAUUCACUCCCUAUCUUCCUCAUUCACUCUCCAUCUCUCAUUCACUCUCCAUCUUCCUCAUUCACCUCCCUAUCUUCCUCAUUCACUCCCUAUCUUACUCAUUCAUGUCCAUCUUCCUCAUUCACUCCCUAUCUUCCUCAUUCACUGUCCAUCUUCCUCAUUCACUGUCCAUCUUCCUCAUUCACUGUCCAUCUUCCUCAUUCACUCCCUGUCUUCCUCAUUCACUCCCUAUCUUCCUCAUUCACUGUCCAUCUUCCUCAUUCACUCCCUAUCUUCCUCAUUCACUCCCUAUCUUCCUCAUUCACUCCCUAUCUUCCUCAUUCACUGUCCAUCUUCCUCAUUCACUCCUAUCUUCCUCAUUCACUCUCCAUCUUCCUCAUUCACUCCCUAUCUUCCUCAUUCAUCCCUAUCUUCCUCAUUCACUCUCCAUCUUCCUCAUUCACUCCCUAUCUUCCUCAUUCACUGUCCAUCUUCCUCAUUCACUCCCUAUCUUCCUCAUUCACUGUCCAUCUUCCUCAUUCACUCCCUAUCUUCCUCAUUCACUGUCCAUCUUCCUCAUUCACUCCCUAUCUUCCUCAUGCACUCCCUAUCUUCCUCAUUCACUCCCUAUCUUCCUCAUUCACUGUCCAUCUUCCUUCAUUCACUCCCUAUCUUCUCAUUCACUGUCCAUCUUCCUCGUUCACUCCCUAUCUUCCUCAUUCACUGUCCAUCUUCCUCAUUCACUCCCUAUCUUCCUCAUUCACUCUCCAUCUUCCUCAUUCACUCCCUAUCUUCCUCAUUCACUCCCUAUCUUCCUCAUUCACUGUCCAUCUUCCUCAUUCACUCCCUAUCUUCCUCAUUCACUGUCCAUCUUCCUCAUUCACUCCCUAUCUUCCUCAUUCACUGUCCAUCUUCCUCAUUCACUGUCCAUUCUUCCUCAUUCCAUCCCUAUCUUCCUCAUUCACUCCCUAUCUUCCUCAAUUCACUGUCCAUCUUCCUCAUUCACUCCCUAUCUUCCUCAUUCACUGUCCAUCUUCCUCAUUCACUCCCUAUCUUCCUCAUUCACUGUCCAUCUUCCUCAUUCACUGUCCAUCUCCUCAUUCCACUCCCUAUCUUCCUCAUUCACUGUCCAUCUUCCUCAUUCACUCCCUGUCUUCCUCAUUCACCUCCCUAUCUUCCUCAUUCACUGUCAUCUUCCUCAUUCACUUCCUAUCUUCUCAUUCACUGUCCAUCUUCCUCAUUCACUCCCUAUCUUCCUCAUUCACUGUCCUCUUCCUCAUUCACUGUCCCAUCUUCCUCAUUCACUCCCUGUCUUCCUCAUUCAACUUCCCGAUCUUCCUCAUUCACUGUCCAUCUUCCUCAUUCCCGCCCUAUCUUCCUGCAUUCACUCCCUAUAUUCCUUCCUCAAUUCACUUCCCUAUCUUCCUCAUUCACUGUCCAUCUUCCUCAUUCACUCCACCCUAUAUUCCUCAUUCACUGUUUCCAUCUUCCCUCAUUCACUCCCUAUUCUUCCGCAUUCACUCCCUCCCUUUCUUCCUCAUUCAGUGUCUGGUCCAUCUUCCUCAUUCACUCCCUAUCUUCCUCAUUCACUGUCCAUCUUCCUCAUUCACUCCCCCUUCUUUCCCAUUCAAUCCCCCAUCUCCCUCACAUACUCCCCAUCUUCCUCUUCCACUCCCCAUCUUCCACCAUUCCCUCCCCAUCUUCCUCUUCCACUCCCUAUCUUCCCCAUUCAAUCCCCCAUCUUCCUCUUCCACGCCCCAACUUCCUAAUUCACUCCCCCAUUCCUCAUUGACUCCCUAA
This is a messenger RNA of Macrobrachium nipponense, 3543 nucleotides long. Its product is annotated as mucin-3B-like. The record is from RefSeq and is a predicted model, not a curated record. The transcript has 4 exons. NCBI's taxonomy places the organism in Eukaryota, Metazoa, Arthropoda, Malacostraca, Decapoda, Palaemonidae. Bases 1 to 3543 code for a protein of 1180 amino acids.